AUGGGCAAGCGUGGAGAGGUUCUGCUCGGCCAUCAAGGUCGCGCCAACUAUGAGCAUUCUUCCUUGUGGUCUUUUGGAGCAUUCUGGAGCAUAUGGGACGUGAGGAGCAUGGAGGGACUUGGCAUGGACGCAGCUCAACUGGAUACGCAAAGGAAGAAGGAGGAAGCCAUCUUGAAGACCAGCUCGACCAUCCUCAACUCGACCGGCCAAGCUUCAACUCGAUCGAGCUGA
Messenger RNA from Microthlaspi erraticum, 231 nucleotides. The record is from the annotation of a GenBank genome assembly. Lineage: Eukaryota; Viridiplantae; Streptophyta; Magnoliopsida; Brassicales; Brassicaceae.